Molecule: messenger RNA, 363 nt
Organism: Tremella mesenterica DSM 1558
Lineage: Eukaryota; Fungi; Basidiomycota; Tremellomycetes; Tremellales; Tremellaceae
Exons: 1
Biological process (GO): intracellular protein transport
Cellular component (GO): endomembrane system
Molecular function (GO): GTP binding; GTPase activity
Source: RefSeq, a predicted model, not a curated record
AAGGUGGUUUUGCUCGGCUCGCAAGGUGUGGGGAAAACAUCUCUCAUAUUACGAUACACUACCCGCAAAUUCACUCCUACUGUUUCCACCAUUGGAUCAUCUUUUCAUACUCGUAAACUCAUGCAACAUGGUACCCAAAUCCGUCUACAGAUCUGGGAUACGGCAGGACAGGAAAGGUUUCGUAGUAUGGCCCCGAUGUACUACAGAGGUUCUCACGUCUGUAUUCUGGUAUAUGAUAUUUCAGAUCGACAGAGUUUCGAAGACGUUUACAGUUGGCUGGAAGAGCUCGGCAGGACGGUUUCGAAAGAGACAUUAAUUUUUGUGGUUGGUAUGAAGACGGAUUUAGAGCCGAAAAGGAUGAUC